AUGACGAGAUACUCUUUGAACACGCAGAGGAAGUUGACCGCGCAAGACAUACCGUUGUUCCAACAGCCGCGCCUUACCACCCUGCUGCUAAAACUCUCGAGCAUUGAAGUUUUCGCCCGUGCAGCUGUCCAGCCUCUGCCCUACGACAAUCUCAGGACAUUCCGCCUUUCGGCCUCCAAGUAUCCAUCCGCGGCCCUCGACAAAUUUCUCAAAAACGCAGGCAAGCUCAAGAAAUUCGAGUUUCACCAUAGCGCACAUGCACGGCUCAUUGAUACUAUACCCCCAAACUUUUCGGAGCUUCUACAGCCUUGCCGAGACAAGCUGGAGAUUCUGCAGCUGUCGUGGGACUGCCAUGAGCCGCUCACGUUUCAUGGUCCGGGAAUGGCGUUCGGAAACUUUACCGCGCUGCGAUAUCUGGCCAUUCCAGCGAGAGCCUUGUUCGGUGCCUACAUGUGGACAAAGGACAUAAAUUGGCUGCAAAUGAUUACGGAACGAAUCCCGCCGAAUGUCAAGAUUAUGUACUUCGACGAACUGGAGAUUUGGCCAGUUGAGGAGGAAGAGAGGGAGGACUUUGUGCAAGAUUACGAAUCUGACGAUGGGGAACCAUUAUUCACGCUCUCGCCCUCAGACUAUGCCAUGAUAAAAACACUCUUGGAGAACACCGCGUUGUUUCCGAAGCUCAAGUGGAUUGCAUGGACUGCCGAUGUGGACAUCACGGAACAGAAUGACCUUUAUGAACUUUCCAAGGAAGUAGGUGUCGAGAUCAUGGGUGUUCGUGGCAUUCAUGACAUUCCACCCGAGGACAUUGAUCGCCUUUAA
Molecule: messenger RNA, 819 nt
Organism: Fusarium sp. VM40
Lineage: Eukaryota; Fungi; Ascomycota; Sordariomycetes; Hypocreales; Nectriaceae
Source: the annotation of a GenBank genome assembly